AUGGUUGGCUACAUAGCUCUCAUCAGCAUGGUGCCCACCGUUUCGGUGGCCAGAAUAAUGCACCGGUUCUCCAAGGAAGGUUUGGAUGGCCUUAAAGACGAAUACAGAAGAAUAGCAGGUGCCGUAGGGUCUGCUUAUCAGAAGUCGCUAUUUGCUGUCAUGAAAAGUUCUUGGAUAACUACCCCCAUUGCCAUGGCCAUAGCACAGAACUACCUUUCGCCUAACAUAUGGGUGGUUUUCUUCAACGUCGUCUAUUUCGUGCUGGGUACGUAUAACAAUACGUUGGUGAAGAUAUCGAGAAAACAGCAACAGAUAGAGGAAAAAGCUGCUGACAAGGAGCCGGUGUAG
This is a messenger RNA of Kuraishia capsulata CBS 1993, 348 nucleotides long. RefSeq lists its product as uncharacterized. Lineage: Eukaryota; Fungi; Ascomycota; Pichiomycetes; Pichiales; Pichiaceae. Gene Ontology annotation, cellular component: membrane. The coding region runs from base 1 to 348 and encodes 115 amino acids. The transcript has a single exon. The record is from RefSeq and is a predicted model, not a curated record.